GGCGCGGGCGCGCCGCGCGUCCGGGGCUCAGUAUGUGGCGCGUUCCUCGCCAGCUGUGCGUGCACUUUGCACGGGGAAGCAGGCUCUCUGGUCCUUGGAAUAGGCCUGCCGCCUUCAUGUCUACUUUGCUCAUCAAUCAGGCCCAGUACGCUUGGCUGAAGGAGCUUGGGCUCCGCGAGGAAAACGAGGGCGUAUACAAUGGAAGCUGGGGAGGCCGGGGAGAGGUUAUCACCACCUAUUGUCCUGCUAACAAUGAACCGAUAGCAAGAGUCCGACAGGCUAGCGUGGCCGACUAUGAAGAAACGGUGAAGAAAGCAAGGGAAGCAUGGAGAGUCUGGGCAGAGGUUCCUGCUCCGAAGCGAGGAGAAAUAGUAAGACAGAUUGGGGAUGCUUUGCGGGAGAAGAUCCAAAUACUAGGAAGUUUGGUGUCUCUGGAGAUGGGGAAAAUCUUAGUGGAAGGUGUGGGAGAAGUUCAAGAGUACGUGGAUAUUUGUGAUUAUGCUGUUGGCUUAUCGCGGAUGAUUGGUGGACCCAUCUUGCCUUCUGAAAGACCUGGCCACGCCCUCAUUGAACAGUGGAAUCCUGUAGGCCUGGUUGGGAUCAUCACUGCGUUCAACUUCCCUGUGGCAGUAUAUGGCUGGAACAAUGCCAUCGCAAUGAUCUGUGGGAAUGUCUGCCUUUGGAAAGGAGCUCCAACAACUUCGCUCAUUAGUGUAGCUGUCACAAAAAUAAUAGCCAAGGUUCUGGAGGAUAACCAGCUGCCUGGUGCGAUCUGUUCCUUGACUUGCGGUGGAGCGGACAUCGGCACAGCAAUGGCCAAAGAUGAGCGGGUGAACCUGCUGUCCUUCACCGGGAGCACACAGGUGGGAAAGCAGGUGGCCCUUAUGGUGCAGGAGAGGUUUGGGAGAAGUUUGUUAGAACUUGGAGGAAACAAUGCCAUUAUUGCCUUUGAAGAUGCAGACCUCAGCUUAGUCGUUCCAUCAGCCCUCUUUGCUGCUGUGGGGACAGCUGGCCAGAGAUGUACCACUGCGAGGCGCCUGUUUUUACACGAAAGCAUCCAUGAUGAAGUUGUAAAUAGACUUAAAAAGGCCUAUGCACAAAUCCGUGUGGGGAACCCAUGGGACUCUAAUGUUCUCUAUGGGCCACUCCACACCAAACAGGCUGUGAGCAUGUUUCUGGGAGCAGUGGAGGAAGCAAAGAAAGAAGGUGGCACCGUGGUCUAUGGUGGCAAGGUCAUGGAUCGCCCUGGCAAUUACGUAGAACCGACAAUUGUGACAGGUCUGGCCCACAACGCGUCCAUUGCACACACAGAGACGUUUGCUCCGAUUCUUUAUGUCUUUAAAUUCAAGAAUGAAGAGGAAGUCUUCGCCUGGAAUAACGAAGUAAAACAGGGACUUUCCAGUAGCAUCUUUACCAAGGAUUUGGGCAGAAUCUUCCGCUGGCUUGGACCGAAAGGAUCAGACUGUGGGAUUGUGAACGUCAACAUCCCCACAAGCGGGGCUGAGAUCGGAGGUGCAUUUGGAGGAGAAAAGCACACUGGAGGUGGCCGGGAGUCCGGUAGCGAUGCCUGGAAACAGUACAUGAGAAGAUCCACUUGUACCAUCAACUACAGUAAGGACCUUCCUCUGGCUCAAGGAAUCAAGUUUCAGUAAAGGUUUUUAAGGAGGCUGUCCAUCCUCCCAUGUAUCUGCCAAUAAGUUACAUGCUCAGAAUAAAUUUUGAUACCUGAUUUGGCCAGCAGGAUACCUGUGAAACUAGCUUCUGUGUUCUCUUGAUGUGUUCUCAUUCUUCUUCAGUCCCUGCCUUCCUUUUUGAAGCAAGAUGUUCUGGGUGGUUCUUGUAGUUACCUGCCCCAGCCCUGGAAUCAGCCAUUUUCUCAAGCCAUUUAGUCAAGAAUCCUAUUUAGAAGCCAAGACGUAUCAACAUGAAGAUUUCAGUGCUGUCAGAUCCUCACAGUGGACAGAGUUGGGAAAUACAUGGACGUACAACCUUUCUACAUCUGGACAACCAUGUGGUCACAUCAGAACUUCACAAAUCCAGUCCAACAUCACAGUGCUUGUUCAGUUUUCGCCCUUCCAGGAUUUGCUGCUUUUGUCUCUGAUAGUUAGAGACGUGCUUCCUAGGACCCUCGAUCCUUGUUCUGGUUGAUUUCACCAAUCCUCUCUUCCCCCAAGGACACCCUGCUCACCUCAUCCUGGUUCUCAGGAUGCUGGACUUGCCCUCACCAUGGACGUCUUCCUCACCCAGCUCAGCCUGAGACACCUACCCACAGCUACCUCCCACAUGAGGACAUCCUUCUUACCCAUCGAAUGGCUUUAGGAUUGCACUGUUGAGGAAGAGAGACAAAGAGGACCUGACCUCUUCUUAAAUGUGCAGUUUCAAUUCUAAUUCCAAAUGGUAUUUAGGUGCCCCCCACCCUGCCUGGGGCUUCAGCUGGACGAACAGGGAGGUAAGCUCUGGAAGCAGAAGGUCCAUGUCUAGGGCAAGUCUGUUUCUAGUGGGGUGAAGGCUCUGAGGAAUCCCUUGAUCUCUGGCCCUAACUCUUGCGUGUGAAGUGAACAGGCUGGAAAAUAGUGCCUGUGGGCCAGAAUUGGCCCAGUGCCUGUUUUGUUUGGAAUUUAGCUUUUAUAAAACUCAAAUUAAAAUUUUUUGAAAACAUAGGUGAUGUACUCUAAUUCACCGUGGUUGGCCACAACCGUGAUCUUACCUAGCUUCAUACGUUUUCUUCCCUCCCAGAGGCUCAGUGGCUUUAUUCUUUCAGCCCUGAUGAAUUAGGCAUACUUCAAAAAGCCCUUGGCUAAGCACAGGUUUUCCACCAAGAGUGAGAAGUUUACCUAGACUUAAGUCGGGACCCUGGCAUUAUUAAGGAUGUUAUUUUAGCUGCUUGAACAGAGACUGCAGAGAAGAAAGGCUAAACAGAAUAGUUUUCUCUGAUUUAAGAGUUCAAAUGUAAAUAGUCCAGGUCCAGGGUCCAGGCCUUAGACUUCUUUGUUGUUCUGCGUAGUGAAAGGUGGGUCAUUGCCACGUCACAUUUCAGCUCGUUAGGGUAAGGAAGGCUCUCUUCCUUUGAAGCGUGUGACCCAGAAACUGCACAUGUCCUCUCCACUCACAUUACAGAAGUAGAACUUAAUCACACAGCAGACACAACCAAUGAGAGGUUGAGAAACCUUUAAUUCCUUUUUUUUUUCCCUUUAAGUAAUCACUAUGCUUUAACUCACCACCCUGAGAUCAAAGGUUGCAUGCUCUACUGACUCAGACAGCCAGGUGCCCCCAGACCUUUAUUCUUGGGACCCAGAUAGCCAGCCAGUCAAAACGUGGGUAUGGCAUUAUGUUGAGAGGACAGAAGGGAUAUUGGAAAAUUACGCCUUCCAACUCCGUGUUUAUUAAAAGACUCCCCUCUGCUUACUGUC
Molecule: messenger RNA, 3410 nt
Organism: Lutra lutra (Eurasian river otter)
Lineage: Eukaryota; Metazoa; Chordata; Mammalia; Carnivora; Mustelidae
Gene: ALDH7A1
Product: aldehyde dehydrogenase 7 family member A1
Exons: 20
Coding region: 33-1652 (539 amino acids)
Molecular function (GO): aldehyde dehydrogenase (NAD+) activity
Source: RefSeq, a predicted model, not a curated record